AACUUACGAUAAAAACAAAUCAAACGUAAUAGACUUUGCAAAACCUCCUCCACCGCCACCGUGAGUGCCACCGCCGUCAUCUUCUUCAACUGCCAUUCUCAACCCUCACCUACCACACAUGACAACCGUCUCUCUUCACCAAUCCAACCCCUUAGAUUCCACCUCUACAACAACACUAACCAAUUCACCGGACUCUCAUCCCUCCACCGCCGCCGCCACCGUCCCCACCCUCCUCCACCUCUCCUUCAACCAAGACUCCGCCUGCUUCGCCGCCGGCACCGACCACGGCUUCCGCAUCUUCAACUGUGACCCCUUCCGCGAGAUUUUCCGGCGAGACUUCCCCUCCGGCGGCGGCAUCGCCGUCGUCCAGAUGCUCUUCCGCUGCAACAUCCUCGCCCUCGUCGGCGGCGGCCCAAACCCUCACUAUCCAAUCAACAAAGUCAUGAUUUGGGACGAUCACCAAAGCCGCUGCAUCGGCGAGUUAUCCUUCCGCUCGGAAGUGAAAUCUGUUCGUCUUCGGCGUGACCGGAUAGUUGUGAUUUUAUUACAAAAAAUUUAUGUUUAUAAUUUUGCGGAUUUGAAGCUUUUGCAGCAGAUUGAUACGUUUGUGAACCCUAAGGGUUUGUGUGAGGUGUCUCAUGUGGCUGGGGCAAUGGUGUUGGUGUGUUUAGGCCUGCAGAAGGGGCAGAUUCGGCUUGAGCAUUAUGGUUCUAAGCAGACUAAGUUUGUAAUGGCGCAUGAUUCGAGGAUUGUGUGUCUUGCUCUUACUCAUGAUGGGAGCUUGCUUGCUACGGCCAGUAGUAAGGGGACGUUGGUUCGGGUUUUUAACACGCUUGAUGGCUCGUUGGUUCAAGAGGUAAGGAGAGGUGCGGAUAGAGCAGAUAUCUACAGCCUUGCUUUCUCUAAAACGGCUGAAAGGCUGGCUGUUUCAAGUGACAGGGGAACCGUUCAUGUUUUCAACUUAAAGGUUGAUUCUGGACCAUUGCAAACUAUAUCAGACCCAAAUACUGGAUCACCGCCAGUUGUUUCGCAUCUAUCAUUCAUGAAAGGCGUGCUACCAAAAUAUUUUAGUUCAGAAUGGUCAGUGGCUCGGAUUCAUUUGAACGAGGGUUUGCAGUACGUCGUUGGUUUUGGCCACCAGAACACGGUUGUGAUUCUCGGGAUGGACGGGAGCUUCUAUCGAUGCCAGUUCGACCCAGUAGCUGGCGGUGAGAUGACUGUGGUGGAGUCCCGCAAUUUCUUGAAGCCGGAUGAAACCUUUUCUUGACAAACAAUGAGGUGAUCACAAAGCAUACACCACAUGUAUCUUGUAAGUUGUGUAAUUAAACUACUAGUAAACAAGGUUAGUUUUCAUGUGAACGUGUAAAUAUGUAUAUUCUGCUCUAAUAAGUGCAAUUUCUCUGGUAUAUUAUUUUCAAACA
Molecule: messenger RNA, 1421 nt
Organism: Helianthus annuus (common sunflower)
Lineage: Eukaryota; Viridiplantae; Streptophyta; Magnoliopsida; Asterales; Asteraceae
Product: autophagy-related protein 18a
Exons: 4
Coding region: 119-1267 (382 amino acids)
Biological process (GO): autophagy of mitochondrion; nucleophagy; protein lipidation
Cellular component (GO): cytosol; phagophore assembly site membrane; extrinsic component of membrane
Molecular function (GO): phosphatidylinositol-3,5-bisphosphate binding; phosphatidylinositol-3-phosphate binding; protein binding
Source: RefSeq, a predicted model, not a curated record